UUUCAUUUCACAACGUUAAAUAAAAUAAAUAAGAGGCCAUAAAAGUUGUUAGCAACAAGUGUUUAAUUUUAUUGCUAUCAGUGGUGUUUGUAAUUAAUAAAAUUGCAUAAGCACGAAUGUCCAGCAAGCACAUGUGGCAGAGAAACAUUAUAUCAUUUAUAGAUCGCCGAUUGUCCGGACUGAUGGCGGAGGCAGCAUCCUGUGCCCGAAAGGGGACCAAGUACGCCGAGGGCACCCAGCCCUUCACCGUCCUCAUCGAGGGCAACAUCGGCAGCGGGAAGACCACGUAUUUGAACCACUUCGAGAAGUACAAGAACGACAUUUGCCUGCUGACCGAGCCCGUCGAGAAGUGGCGCAACGUCAACGGGGUAAAUCUGCUGGAGCUGAUGUACAAGGAUCCCAAGAAGUGGGCCAUGCCCUUUCAGAGUUAUGUCACGCUGACCAUGCUGCAGUCGCACACCGCCCCAACCAACAAGAAGCUAAAAAUAAUGGAGCGCUCCAUAUUUAGCGCUCGCUAUUGCUUCGUGGAGAACAUGCGACGGAACGGCUCGCUGGAGCAGGGCAUGUACAAUACGCUGGAGGAGUGGUACAAGUUCAUCGAAGAGUCCAUUCACGUGCAGGCGGACCUCAUCAUUUAUUUGCGCACCUCGCCGGAGGUGGCACACGAGCGCAUCCGGCAGCGGGCCCGCUCAGAGGAGAGCUGCGUGCCGCUUAAGUACCUUCAGGAGCUGCAUGAGUUGCACGAGGACUGGUUGAUACACCAGAGACGCCCGCAGUCGUGCAAGGUCCUAGUCCUCGAUGCCGAUCUGAACCUGGAAAACAUUGGCAGCGAGUACCAGCGCUCGGAGAGCAGCAUAUUCGACGCCAUCUCAAGUAACCAACAGCCCUCGCCGGUUCUGGUGUCGCCCAGCAAGCGCCAGAGGGUCGCCAGAUAACCAUUAUCCCAUUAGUACCUAAUUGUGUGUAGUACAGACGUUUAAAAUAAUAAUUUAAGAGGCCUAGACGAGCCGAUUCGCGGGACAAAGGCAGAAACUGAUAUAACUUACAUUUCGAGCCCCUGAUUAACACAUUCGUAUAUUAACAAUUAUAAUCCACAUUAUAUUCUCUUCACAGCAACUAACUAGUAUGUAAGCUCAAAAUAUUGUAAUAAAAACUGUGAAAGGCAAGGCA
This is a messenger RNA of Drosophila mauritiana, 1170 nucleotides long. Its product is annotated as deoxynucleoside kinase. The transcript has 4 exons. Bases 117 to 935 code for a protein of 272 amino acids. NCBI's taxonomy places the organism in Eukaryota, Metazoa, Arthropoda, Insecta, Diptera, Drosophilidae. Gene Ontology annotation, biological process: nucleobase-containing compound metabolic process. Gene Ontology annotation, cellular component: mitochondrion; cytoplasm. Gene Ontology annotation, molecular function: ATP binding; deoxynucleoside kinase activity. The record is from RefSeq and is a predicted model, not a curated record.